CUGUCAAGACUGGCCCAAAUAAGCCCUCCCACUUUUCCUCUCCCGAGUGUAAAUUGUCUUGGGAAGAGGAGAUAGGUUGUCUUUGAAACACCACCAUAAUUUUUGGUGAUACAGCAGUAUUCUCAGUGAAUUUACAUUAAGCUCAACGCCAAAUACCUCCAAGUUCUGGACAAAUUUCAGAUGGACUGAAGCCCUCACAAAGACGGCCACUUGUGUCGCAAUAUGAGGCUGAGGCCAGUGAGAGUUCCUCUUUCGAUGAGCCAAAAGUGUUAGGAUAAAUCCGCCCGAGAAGUGACACCCUUCUUGUGAAAACUGAACUGAAAGAGACGUCAGGAUGUCGGCCCAGGAGGGGGCAGAGACGAACGGCAGCGGCAGCCAACCAGACAGCCGCCUGAAGAGCAAGAAGCCUCCGAGCUUGACCAUCGCGAUCCCUCCGUCCCAGGAAGAGCCCGAAGCAGAGUCCAGCAAACAGCCCCAGCCCCUGCGUCCGUCGCUGAAGAAGAGCGUGAGCAUGCAGCAGUCCAGCGAGGCCCUGUCCGAGCCCUCGGCCGACAGGAGGAGAGCCCAGUUCCGCCGGCAGACCUCGCUCUCGCAGAGCAUCCGCAAGGGCACGGCGCAGUGGUUCGGCGUGGGCAGUGACUUUGAGAGCAAGCAGCAGGUGUGGCAGCGCAAGAGCCUGCGCCACUGCAGCCAGCGCUACGGCAAGCUCAAGCCGCAGUACUGCGACACGCCCGACGGGAGCAGCAGCAUGGAGAAGCUCGAGUCGCCCGCCACCUUCAAGAUGCCAAAGAUUGUGGACCCUCUGGCCCGUGGCCGGGCCUUUCGUCAGCCGAGCGAGACGGAGCGGCCGCCGCGGACGCCCUUCACGCCCCGCAUCACCUCGCUCAGCUCCUUCUCCAGCCAGCGCUCCGGCUACGCCCGCAUGCCGCGCCGCAAGAGGGAGUCCGUCGCCCGCAUGAGCAUCCGCGCCGCCUCCAACCUCAUCAAGGGUCGUCCGGGGCUGCAGGGAUCGGUCACCGGCACCGGCCGUGGGUUCCCACGCCGCAGCUUCGCCCGGCCCAGCUGGAUGGAGGAGGACACGGUGGACACGGCCGACACCUCCGACUCCGUCUUCUUCAGCAAGAUUGACGCUCGAGAGGAGAUGUACUCCAUGGCCGACGACGUGUUCGAGUCGCCCCCUCUGUCCGCCGCGUACGGCCCAGGAGACAUGCCCUUUGGAGACGGCACCCCCUUCUACAGCCUACGGGACAUCAGUAAGACGCCGCUGCCUUGUGAGCGGCCGCAGCAGCGUCGCGGGCGACGCAUCGCCUCGCAGGUCAAGCACUUCGCCUUCGACAAGCACAAGCGCCUGUACGGCAUGGGCGUGGUGGGCAAGUGGCUGAACCGCCACUACCGCCGCAGCCUCAGCAGCAACGUGCAGAAGCAGCUGGAGGACUUCCACAGCCACCGGCCGUACUUCACGUACUGGAUCACGUUCGUCCACAUCGUCAUCACCCUCCUGGCCAUCUGCACGUACGGCUUCGCCCCCGUCGGAUUCGCCCAGCGCUCCACCACCGAGCUGGUGCUGAAGAACAAAGGCAUCUAUGAGAGCGUGAAGUACAUCCAGCAGGAGAACUUCUGGCUUGGGCCGUCCUCUGAUGAUCUCAUCCACCUGGGGGCCAAGUUCUCCCCCUGCAUCAGGCAGGACCAGCAGAUCGUGCAGCUCAUCCGCAAGGCCAAAGACCUGGAGCGGCAGACGGGCUGCUGCGUCCAGAACGACAACUCCGGCUGUGUGCAGACCCUCAACAAAGACUGCUCAGAAACACUUGGCACUUUCAUCCAGUGGACAAAUGAAGAUGUGGACAUCGUCAGGACGUCCGGCGCUGUGUGUCAUCAGGACCCAAGGAUCUGUGAAGAGCCCGGCUCCAUAGCACCGCACAUAUGGCCCGAUGACAUCACCGAGUGGCCGAUCUGUACCAAGCGUGGCAGGUUGAACCAAACAGGCCUUCGGCACAUGGACUGCAAGAUUAAAGGGCGGCCCUGCUGCAUAGGCACCAAGGGCAGGUGUGAGAUUACAACGCGGGAGUACUGUAGUUUCAUGCAGGGAUACUUUCACGAAGAGGCCACGCUAUGCUCACAGGUAAAUUGUUUAGAUGAUGUGUGUGGGCUGCUGCCCUUCCUGAAUCCAGAUGUGCCGGACCAGUUCUACAGGCUGUGGCUGUCGCUCUUCCUCCACGCCGGACUGCUGCACUGCCUGGUGUCGGUGGUGUUCCACAUGACCAUCCUGCGGGACCUGGAGAAGCUGGCGGGCUGGCUGCGCAUCUCCAUCAUCUACAUCCUCAGCGGCAUCACCGGCAACCUGGCCAGCGCCCUCUUCCUCCCCUACAGAGCCGAGGUGGGUCCGGCCGGCUCCCAGUUCGGUCUGCUGGCGUGCCUGUUCGUGGAGCUCAUCCAGUGCUGGCAGAUCCUGGCCACACCCUGGAAGGCCUUCCUCAAGCUGGUGGGCAUCGUGCUCUUCCUCUUCUUCUGCGGCCUGCUGCCCUGGAUCGACAACAUCGCGCACAUCUUCGGCUUCCUCAGCGGCCUGCUGCUCUCCUUCUCCUUCCUGCCGUACAUCACGUUCAACACGUUCGACAAGUACCGCAAGCGGGCGCUCAUCCUGCUCUCGCUGCUGGUCUUCGUGGGGCUCUUCGCCUCGCUCAUCGUCUGGUUCUACAUCUACCCCAUCAACUGGCACUGGCUGGAGCACCUCACCUGCCUGCCCUUCACCAGCAAGUUCUGCGAGCGCUACGACAUCGACCACGUGGUGCAUUAGGGAGGGCGCGACGCGUCGGGACACGUCGGAACCGUCGCAUGGCUAACGCUAUAAACACCGUAUGUCCCAAGUGCAUGCGAAUGCGAGAGAGCGUUGGCGACAAAAAUCAGUUUGAUUGCUUUGUUUUCGGUGAGAGUGUCCUAACUGGAUGCGUGUCAAUACAACUUAAGAACUUUUGUCGGGAACGCCCUGUUUCUAUUCUCUGUCUGUCGCUCGCGCUGUUCUAGAAUUAUACAAGCGUAACGCAAUAGAACGACACAUCUCUUGGAUUCAGCGUGGACAGCGAGCAUUCAAUGCUCUAUGACAGUCGGACGUUUGCAUGCAGUUGGGACAAGUUAACUUGUGAGAGGGCGUAUGGCGAGCGAGCAAAAGCACUACUAGAGAGAGAGUUACUCUACCCUUCUCACAGGGUUGCUGAAGGGGCAAAGAGAAUUCACAGGUCUGUGAGGACCUCGUGCGCAGACAUGAAACUGCGAGCAGACAUGAAACUGCGGACAUCUACUCUGAGAAUGGACAUGUUACCUCACAACAUUUGUUACACUUCCUGCUUAUUUGUUGUUUUGCAACACUAAAGAAAAUGUUCACUAAAGUGUUCAUCAAGGGGCUCAUCAGGACACAUGGCUUAGGACCUAAUUAGAACAUACAGGAAGCCAUCCUAGACUUAGACGUUUUUCUUUCAAGUAUUUGUGAGACAUGUUAUUGGGCUGGAGGCUUUGGGCAGUGGGAAGUCAUCAUAGGAGAUGGCUCUUAGGCCUUACACUACAGAGUAGUCUGAAUUUCACAUUUAAGCCAAGAAAACCUAAGACAAAAUCUGCCUUUUUCUUACAGAAGAAAAGGUGCGCAUUAUUUCAGAUCUACCAAUUGUCAGUUCCUGUAAAUGUUGCUGUUAUUUAAUGCCUUGAUAGAUGGUACAUUCUUUUUAAGUCAGCUAACUAACAUCAAGUUGCUUUGAGUCCAUCCGUUAGACUGACUGAACAUGUUGGUAUUCAUAAUACUGUGCAGCUUGAUAAUCAAUGUCAGCGCCUUUCUGGGAUCAUUUCAGUUGACCAAACUGAACAUUUCAAGUUUUUCAGUAAGUUCCAUGUGGAAUUUUGCCUAAGUAUUUAUAUUGAUUUUAUGGAUGGUCAGACAUGCAUUUCAAUAUCAAAUAUCACAUUUCAUUUGUCUCCAUUUUUUUUAUAUAAAGUGCUGCAUUUGCCUUGAAUGGGAAGCGUUUGAGUCAUGAACUGUAAGGGAUGUGAUUGUGCCAAGCUGAGCAAACGCCUCUCCAACAUCAGGACUGCAUUUACUGUGCCUCACUCCGGCGCUGGACUAGCCGUCCCUCGCUGUUUACCGGAAAAACAUCCGUCACCACUGCCCGCCUUGCUCCCCGUGUGCACUUGGAUUAGAGCUCUUAGCCGUGGUGAGUGUCUGGCUUUAUCCGCUGUGAAAAGAUGACUGUGAAAUGGAUUACGGCCUAAUUGGGGCUAAUAUGCAGCUAUGCGUGAUCAUGUAUCCCCUUCUGCGUAUCACAUCUGGGAGUUAGGAUUCAUGGGGAUGACUGGUAACGUAGAGAUGGUGAAGAGAUACUGUACCACUGCUUAUCUCUCUGAUCAUCACUCUUCAUGGAUAUGGAUGUUGCCGUGUUUUGUUUUUAGUACCCUACUGCCUGUUUCUCUGACACACAAGUGUGUUGCGGAGACCUAUAGCCCCUUCAGUUUUUUUUUCAGUAGGAUCUUGUUGACAUUGGAAUGCAGCGUGCCUUUUUUUCUUUAAAAAAAAAUUAAUAAUCAAGUUUGACUGCCUUUUAUUAUGAUUGCAUUAAUUUGUACUAACAAACUGUACAGGUGGGAUUGGACCAAAUAGAUAGUCAUUUAUUUAAAAAAAAAAAAAAGGGAAAUUGUAAAAUUAUACAUACUGAUAUUUUUGAUGGAUUUUAUAUGUUAUUCCUUUAUGUGUGGAUUAUAAAAGAUGUUUUCGUCUUUAAAACAAAUGUAAAUAAAUGUUUUUCUCCUA
Messenger RNA from Sardina pilchardus (European sardine), 4789 nucleotides. RefSeq names its product inactive rhomboid protein 2-like. Gene Ontology annotation, molecular function: serine-type endopeptidase activity. Gene Ontology annotation, cellular component: endoplasmic reticulum membrane. The coding region runs from base 335 to 2794 and encodes 819 amino acids. The transcript is spliced from 19 exons. Gene Ontology annotation, biological process: regulation of epidermal growth factor receptor signaling pathway; regulation of protein secretion. NCBI's taxonomy places the organism in Eukaryota, Metazoa, Chordata, Actinopteri, Clupeiformes, Clupeidae. The record is from RefSeq and is a predicted model, not a curated record.